GUAACGGCCUGUUGAAUGUCUCUUAGUAACGGCCUGUUGAUGUCAUGUGUAUCGAGAAAGGUUAACACGUCUAGUCUCCCGUGUGCUAAUCCAAAAGAAAACCUAACGUGUUUAUUUGUAAACCGUAAACAUUUUACUCAGGAAUAUUUUGAUCACAAUAUCUUCGUCGGGAUGAUCAAGUUUAUCCGCUUUAUCACGUCAAAAAUUAGAAGUGGCAGCGAUGGGCAGAAUGACGUUGGAGCCUGCGGUCAACAGGAACAGCAACUGCACAUCACGGACUUGCCGACAGAAGUGUUGGCUCUCAUUUUCGAAUAUUGCUCUUACAAUGUCUUGGCUGGACAAGUGAGGCUCGUGUGCAAACGAUUCUGUGACGUCGCCACCUUAGUUCUCAAUUGGGGGUUCUCGACUUUGGGUCCCAAGAUUGAUCGAGCUACGGUUGAAAUCGUGCCUCGUAUGGGACAAGUUCAAACAAAAGAAGAACGUCGGGCAACGAAUCGAGUUUUCAUUGCACUGAUGAUUAUGAAGUGUCAGUACCGUCUGCUGAGAGCCGUCACCUGGAGACACAUUUGCAACCCUUACUCCGGCUCUGGGCAUCUGGAGUGCUUCUACGGCGGCAGUUUGCUAGACGAGUUCCUUAGGUUCCUACAACUGGCCCACGAAUGUCCGAAAGACUUGGGGGACAACUUGUUAUACCCAGAUUACAAAAACGAAGUCGACAUACUGAAUGUUCGGUGCUUGAUAUUCACGAACCACUUCGAGAAAACUACUGAGAAGUUGAACAACAAUUAUUCCAUCUCUGGGGCAAAGCUUAUUGACCUUUUUGACUGUUUAGUGCAGAAAGAUGGCAGGACGAUCCCAUAUGAACAGGCGGUGACAGCCAAUGGAACGGAAUGCCACAUCAAGGCUCGUUAUAGGAUGCCUUACACGUGGUUCUGUUCUCUACCUUCAUCUCAUGCUCAACCUAACAAGUGGAACGAAAAACAGAGACCGAUAUACCUUCGCAUGUGCCAACUAAUCAAUGGUAGAAACCAUUUCUUCCUGGAGAAGAUUCACCAUGAAAAAGAACUUCUAAUUCGGAAAGGACGCAAUAUUCUCAUAUUAAAAUACAUUCUACCUUCUUUAUACUAUGGGUUUCGCCAGAAUUUUGGCUGCUUAUUUUUUUAUGGAACCAUGAAACUGCUUGCCUUAGACUUGAAUUUCCACGAAGAACUUACUCCAGCCGGUCAGCUUUUCGAUUAUUUUAAUCUGGAUUUUUUGACUUCACAUAACGAAGCUGAUACGUCUGACGGCGUGGUUAAUGUUCCAGAGCCCUCUAAGAUGGAUCUGAAUAUUGACAUAGAACUUCACUCGCCGUUAAAACUGGCACCAAUAAAAUGUUGGGAAUCCUCUCAAGUACGAAUUGCGACUUCCGCCGAUGUUGCGGUCGUAUGGGGAUAUGACCAUAUCUUCUUCUGCUGAAUCAUGAACUAAAUUCCUUUUGAAUAUGACUACGAAUUGUUCUGUGUCUCUUGCAAACGGCCUACCUUCUACGUUUCAGCAUAUUACAAACUCUAGCAAACAUGAUUAAUACAGUUUUUUUACUUAAG
Molecule: messenger RNA, 1586 nt
Organism: Zootermopsis nevadensis
Lineage: Eukaryota; Metazoa; Arthropoda; Insecta; Blattodea; Termopsidae
Molecular function (GO): protein binding
Source: RefSeq, a predicted model, not a curated record